Molecule: messenger RNA, 3332 nt
Organism: Ostrinia nubilalis (European corn borer)
Lineage: Eukaryota; Metazoa; Arthropoda; Insecta; Lepidoptera; Crambidae
Product: paired box protein Pax-6-like
Exons: 10
Coding region: 1-1497 (498 amino acids)
Biological process (GO): anatomical structure development; regulation of transcription by RNA polymerase II
Molecular function (GO): RNA polymerase II cis-regulatory region sequence-specific DNA binding; DNA-binding transcription factor activity, RNA polymerase II-specific
Source: RefSeq, a predicted model, not a curated record
AUGGUCGCCGCCACCAUAGAAGAGUACGGCGUGUACACCAUGCUGCCGGCGCAGCAGCUGCCGCCGAUCACGCCGUGGCCGCCCGACGGCAGCCUGCUGGACCGCAUGGACGACCUGGCGCACAAAGACGUGAUUAAUUGGAGUAAGCAGACUUAUGAUGCGGCAGGUCACAGCGGCGUUAAUCAGCUCGGCGGCGUGUUUGUAGGAGGGCGGCCGCUGCCGGACUCCACGCGGCAGAAGAUCGUGGAGCUGGCGCACUCGGGCGCGCGGCCGUGCGACAUCUCCCGCAUCCUGCAGGUCUCCAACGGCUGCGUGUCCAAGAUCCUCGGCAGGUACUACGAGACGGGGUCCAUCAGGCCACGGGCCAUCGGCGGGUCGAAGCCUAGAGUGGCCACGGCCGAGGUGGUCAGCAAGAUCGCGCAGUACAAGCGGGAAUGCCCAUCCAUCUUCGCGUGGGAGAUCAGGGACCGCCUCCUCAGUGAAGGAGUCUGCACGUCCGAUAACAUACCUAGUGUCUCCUCCAUCAACCGGGUGCUCCGCAACCUGGCAGCCCAGAAAGAGAAGACCAACAGCCAGCAGCCGUCCUCCGACUGCUCCACGCCGGUGUACGAGCGGCUGCGGCUCCUCGGGGCCCCGGGGGCUGCGCCCUCCUGGCCCCGGGCCCCCUGGCCCGCGCAAAUAGACACGCGGACCCCCCCGUACCAGCUGCACAGCUUGAGCCCGGGGCCCCAAGCGAUUGGGUGCAAUGGGGGGGACAUGGCGGGGAUGAAGAAAAGCGAGGAGCCCCUCGAAGGUCUGGAAGGCCUGCACUCUGACGAGACGGGCUCCGGGGACAACUCCAACGCGGGCUCCAGCGGAGCUGACGACGACGCCGCGCGGCUCCGGCUCAAGAGGAAGCUGCAGAGGAACCGCACCAGCUUCACCAAUGAGCAGAUUGAUAGCUUGGAGAGAGAAUUUGAAAGAACUCACUAUCCCGACGUGUUUGCCAGAGAGAGACUUGCUGCCAAAAUCGGACUUCCCGAAGCUAGAAUACAGGUGUGGUUCUCGAAUCGGCGCGCGAAGUGGCGUCGCGAGGAGAAGAUUCGCGCGCAGAGACGCAGUCCCGAAUGCGCGUACGCACCGCCGCCGCAGCACGCGCCGCACGCCGCGCCGCCGCACGCCGCGCACCCCACCCCGCCUCACCAGGCCUAUCAGCCGCCGCUCAAUGUUGAUACUUACAGUCCACUUACUCCUAUGGGAUACGGCACUGGAAUGGUCGCUGAAACACCAGUGUGCGAGAACACCGACUCUGAGCUUUGCAAGGGCGGCUUCUUAGGCUACCCUCGCUACGAGUUAGGCUACAGACAACCGCCGCAUCCGUACGCUAACCAUCAUGGCUACCAGCACGAACCUGCCUCUCCGCCUCCAGAAUUGGGUGGUCUUCUCGGUGCAGGAGUGUCGGUUCCAUUAGCGGUCCCUGGGCAAGACACCCAGCAGUACUGGUCCCGGCUACAGUGACCCUGGUGGACCUAGUUUCGUUCGGCACCGCUCGGUACUUCUCAAUUUCGGUCAUAGCUACGGAAAUUAAAACCUUACGAGCAAUUAUUAAAAGGUUUAGCUAGUGGUUCGGCGGGGACUUCAAUUUUUCUUUCUUCAUAAAUCUGCUCCGAGUAUUUUAUGAUUUAUUUAAUUUAUAGAUCACUGCCUUAUGUACCGAUUUGAGUAAAAAACAUCAGUUCACAGAUAUAUUAUGUCCAUAAAAUAUUUGUUAUCUUAGCUGGAGUUAUAAAUAGAAAUGAGACAUUCACGGUUUAGUCGACCCGACUAUAUUAUCAUUAUACACGCAUAGUAUAAAGAAUCGACAUAUCCGUUAGUUGACACAAAACAGGAAUAUGAGCACAAAAUGUAGGCUCAAAUGUAUUUAUACUACUUAAUUAGGCUAUUUCAUUCAAGAUUCAACCAAAAUUUUAUAUCGAUAGAGCAUGCACUGAUGCACAUAAGAUGUGCAGUCGUUUAAAAUGUAUAAUUUUGAAUGAAAUAAUUUAAUAUCUUGGUGUAAGUGUUAUAUUUUAAUUAACACCAUAGAUAGGACUUAGAUAAGACUAAUUUAAGACUCUGGCUCUGUAUAUUUGGUGUAAAUGUUUCCUAAUUAAGGCCAAAACUAAAUUUUAUUGAUAACUUCUAGUACCUAAAUCAUCAAAAACGUGUAAAGAAAAUUGUCCGUCAAAAAGUCAAAAUUUAAAUUUUAUCUUAAUGAAAAUUCGUUCGAAAAGAUAUUUUUAAAUAAAACAGGGCUUCUUAGUUAUAAGUGUCUGUAAAUAAACUCAUUUGAUGUAAUGUAAUGUUAAUUGUGGAUCUUUUUCGAUGUGACGUUGUAAUUUUGUAUCAAAUUCAAAAUAAAGAUUACGCAUGUAGAUAAUUAUUCAAUUUAAACGGAAAUCAUGUAGUAUUAACAAGCCAACUGUUAUCAUUAAUCUCAAUUCAGUUGUGGUAUGUAUUACUUUCGAAUUUAUUAUACCUAAUACAUAAUUGUUAGUUUUAACUGUAUAGUAUGUGGAGGUAUACACAUCAAAUUGUGGAUAAUUGUGUGAUGUCGAUGAAACGUUUUAAUAACAGCAUUAUUUAAAUAAAUUUUUGGAUCAAAUUAAGUAAUUUUUUAAUUUAUUAGCAACAACUGCAACCAAACCAUUUCCUGAUCAAUGAUUCUAGCUAGAUAAAUAAGAUAAUGGAAGGUAGUUGGUGAAUAAAAAGAAAAUAGAAAUAAUUAUGUACAAUCUCAUAUAAUUAAUUAAAGCUUUUACCAUACUACAGCUACCAGUACCUCAGUAACUUUUCUUAAACUGUAACAUGGCAAAAAAGAGCAGAAACUAAUUAUUUUUAUUUUUAAACAGACCAAUGUUCAACCUAUGCACCUUUGUACUGCUCUUAAAAUAAUAUUUACAUACAUAAACAACUUUACGUAUGCAUUUGUUUUUAUAUCUCCCGAAAUUAAAGAUUUUGUUUGUACUCAAAAGAAUGAAACUUAUGUCUAAGUAAAUGUGAAUAACUUCAAAUAUCAAAACCUUACUGAAAGUUAUUUCACAAUAAAAUAAAAAGCCUUAAUAAUGCAAAAGGCUGCAGCCCUACUUCCUGUUCUAAACAGGGUAAAUAUUAGAGAAGAUCUAUCGACCUCUAAUAUCUUAAUUAACUUACAUAACUUUAUUGCACACAAGCUUAUUGCCUGAAAUUCUCCUAAUAUAAGUACCUAAAUACAAGACAAAUGAAACGAAACAAGUUCUUAAAGAUAGAAAAUUGCAACGUAACUCUACUCUCUUUUGCCAGGUAGAAACACGUCCUAAACUUGUAGCCUACAU